Molecule: messenger RNA, 3835 nt
Organism: Orbicella faveolata
Lineage: Eukaryota; Metazoa; Cnidaria; Anthozoa; Scleractinia; Merulinidae
Product: anoctamin-4-like
Biological process (GO): chloride transmembrane transport
Cellular component (GO): plasma membrane
Molecular function (GO): protein dimerization activity; chloride channel activity
Source: RefSeq, a predicted model, not a curated record
AACGCGACAGUUAUGUCGCUGCGAUAAGUUCUUCGGAAAUCAACCUUGAUAACAUUUCUAAGAGCGGGAAACCGUCGGCCAUGGAAGAAAUUCUUUUACAGAACAGAAGCAAAGAGAGUACGAGAUCUGUAAAUGCAAAUGAAAUUUCAACCAAGAUUGAUUAUGUGCUGGUUUAUUCUGAGCCGGAGUCGGGUAAAGAAAAUGACGAAGAAGAAAAAGAAAAAGCAGAGAUUAGGGAGAAAUACGAAGAAAAUCUCAAAAAACAAGGACUGAUGGUAGAGCAUGUAACAUCGGACGAGCAGGAGAAUGUUGUGUUUGUCCUUAUUCAUGCCCCAUGGGACGUGCUGGCCAAGUGCGCAGAGGAAAUGAUGAUCCGUGUGCCUGUUAGCGCGGAGCACCAAGGAACCCGUUUCAAGUCCUCCAGCAAGAAAAGAUGGCUGAAAAAGGCUAAAAAUGUCCUCAAUAUCUUUCAAGUUCAGGAUGACUCCGACAGGAAAACCGAGCGGCCAGUCACGGCGUUUUUCAGCAGAGCAAAGAGUGACUGCUUUCUCAUAGAGGACAGGGAAACUUUUUUCUCCGACAUCGACCGAAGUCGAAUGACACAUCGCUUACUUCUCUCGACGAAGUAUUCAUCAGAAAUGGACGACUUCGGAAUCUCUCGUCUGCUCUACAAAGGGGCUUACACAGUUGCGUAUCCUUUGCACGAAGAUCUUCGGAAAGAAAACGAAGAUGGUGCGACGGAAAACGAAAGACAACGUCUGUGCAGGAACUGGGCUUCUUUUAGCCAGUGGUACAAAUAUCAGCCCUUGACUGCGGUGAAGAAGUACUUUGGAACUCGGGUGGCUUUUUAUUUUGCUUGGCUAGGAACUUACAAUUUCAUGCUUGUAAUUGCUGCUUUGGUUGGCUUGUGGUGCUUUGUGGCUGGCCUCAUAACAGUGAGGACUUUUACACCUGUGAAAGAAAUUUGUGAUAAAAAUAAUUCGCAGUUGUUUUACAUGUGUCCGUUGUGCGACAAAGACUGCAGCUAUUGGACGCUAACAAAGAGCUGUGAUUACGCCAAAGUCACUCAUUUGUUUGAUCACGAGGGGACGGUGUUUUUCGCUGUUUUUAUGUCACUCUGGGCAACGGUGUUUCUGGAGGUGUGGCGGAGGCGUCAGAUAAGCUUGGCUUACGAGUGGGACAUGUUGCACUUUGAGGAAGAGUUCGAACCUCCACGCCCGGCUUUUGUCACCAAAGCCCAGAACAAGAAACCAAACCCCGUCACUGGAAAACUCGAGCCUUACAUCCCGUUUUCGCUACGCGCGGGAAAGUUUACCUGCGGGUUUAUGAUCGUUUCGUUCAUGGUGCUGCUAGUGAUUGCUACUUUGGUGGGAGUUGUGAUCUACCGGGCCGCCAUGGUUGCGGUGUUGUCGGCGUAUCCUGAUGAAGACGUGCAACAGGGCGCGCGCAUAAUUACCUCACUGACCGCGUCCGUGCUCAAUCUCCUGGCUAUCACAGUGCUGGGUCUGGUGUAUGAGAAGAUCGCUGUUGCGCUCACAGAGUGGGAAACGCCACGAACCAGAACAGAGUAUCAUAACAUCUUAACACUGAAACUAUUUUCAUUCCAGUUCGUGAAUAUGUACUCGUCGUUGUUUUACAUAGCGUUCUUUAAGAACAGUCAUAUCAUAGGUUACCCUGGGAAUUACAAUCGUAUUGCCGGAGGACGAAUGGAAGGCUGUGAUCCUUCAGGAUGUUUCAUUGAGCUGUGCAUUCAGUUGGCUGUUAUCAUGGUGGGAAAACAGUUCAUCAAUUCCAUUUCCAAGUUUGCAGUACCGUCUUUGCUACGUUGGUGGAACGGCCGCAAGAGCGCCGAGAAGAUCGUGCAUCCCACCCAGUGGGAAACAGACUAUCUCCUAAACAGUGAACAUCAGCUAAGAAUGUUCUAUGAAUACCAUGACAUGGUUAUCCAGUUUGGUUUUGUUACGAUGUUCGUCGCAGCCUUUCCGCUGGCCCCUUUGUUCGCACUUAUCAACAACAUCCUGGAACUUCGGAUAGAUGCUAUUAACUUUGCGGUGAAUUUCCGCCGACCGAUAGCAGAGCGGGCUCAAGGGAUUGGAAUCUGGUUUGGAAUUCUUCGUUCGAUGAGUUGGUUUGCCGUUUUAGUGAACUCGUUUGUAAUCGCCUUUACUUCUGAGUUCAUUCCGAGGGAAGUCUACAAAUACGCGUACAGCCCUGAUGGAAGUUUGACUGGUUAUGUCAAUAACAGCUUAUCUUACUUCAACAUUAAAGACUUCAGUAAAAUGGCCCUGCCUCGGGACCCUUUCAAAAAUUUACCUUAUAACAAGUCCUACUGCAGAUACAAGGAGUACUUUGAUCCCGUCGAGCCUUACGAUUUCAACCGCCAAUACUUCUUCGUGCUUGCUGUUCGACUGGGUUUUAUCAUCAUCUUUCAAUAUUUUGUGUUCUUCACCGUUGGUUUCCUGGACUGGCUCAUUCCCGAUGUCCCUCGCAAACUUGAAGUCAAAAUAAAGCGGGAAAAUUUCGUUGCCAGGGCCUGUCUGACUGCAAGCGAGGCUGAAGCGUCACGUGAAUUGCACGCUCGCGAGCCACACACUGCCGGUUCUGCGAACUCUCUUUACAUGUCAUGUGAGAAUGUCAACAGAUCCAGGAACUCAAAUGUUGGCGGAAGCAAACUUAGUAUACAUAGAAUAUGAUUACAGCAUGAAAUGGAGAAGAAAUUUAAUAGUGAGAUUUGCGUUUCAGAAUUUUAUGAUAACGCCGCGGCUUACAAAGGAAUAUUUCAUUGAGACUGAGUUAAAGCUAUUUCCAGUUUACAGUUAUAAUCUCAUUCUGUUUUGUAUUUCUUUUCUGAUUCAACCUUUUCCGAUUAAUUCAAAAAUCAACUUGCGCCUUGUUUUCAACCAAUAAGAUACCAAAUUGUCUAAACUAAUACAGGAUAGCCCUUUUCACGGGCAACUUUCCUCAUUUGCAUGACAAUAUAAUUCAACGAAAAUGCGCAUCCACGUGGGAUUACAUUGUAAUGUAAAUAAGCAAAGCUAACCGUGGAAAAGGCUAUUUGUCACGCGCUUGGAGGCCACCACGUGCCGUAUUUAUUUGCUUUGAGUUCUACCUGUUUCAUUACGGUGUUUCCGUUUGUUGUGAUGGGUGGUUACAAUUGCUUUGGUUCUGACUUAGCCACUCAAUUAAAAACCUGCUCUAACUGCCGAAACUGAAUCGCUUUUCUUUUUGCAAAACGAGUCCGUGCAAACCAUUCAUAUGAAUGAUUUCGCACGAAGAGUCAUUAUGACACAGAAGCAGAAGGUAACUCGGAAAUGGCAUAUUAGGCGCAAAACCAACACCAGUCGUGAGUUCGGCGAACCAUGUGUACUCGUGUUGACUUGUCACCUCCUACCCUUUCUUCCUCUUUAUACAUGAUCACAUAGUAUGACUUCCGGUUAGUAAAAUACGACGAGCUAACUUUCGGUUAAUGGCGACAUCUUUAAAGUUAGACGACUCGACAAAGUGGAGUCAUGUGGAAACGACUUCACUCUCAUUAAUUGUUUCUGAUACAGCCCUAAAAAAACUUCCCAAAAUCGGCCAAACGAGCCUCCGGUACCACCUUAAGGUCUAUUGGACAACCCUUAACAGAGAAUGGCUUUGUGGGUGGCAAAUAUUGAGUUGAUAAUUGUCUAGUCAGUUACACGUGUUCAUGAUGACCUGGAAGUACUUUUUUUGCUGACUUUAGGUACAUUAGCAUAUCUGACGCCUUUGAGGUCUAAAUAUAAUACAAUUAAGAUAAUAAUGUAAUAAUGAGAUGUCUAUAAAUGAAAAUCAUUAAAUGUUAGUAAGAAAGGUU